GGAGACGUUAUAUCUCAGGAAGGCAGUCGCGUUGAAACGGCGCCCGAUGUCGGACGCACGGAUGUGCAUGGACAGUUUCGGACAGUCGCGCACCGCGGACACUUCCGGUGCGUGUCACGCGCGUAACAAGAGCCACUUUUAAAGAGCGCGACGUACAUCGAGGAUCGAUUUGAAAUUAUUCCGAAAGUAAUCGACGAUUAUUUCGUGCAAAUUGUGCGGCGGUGAACGCUAAGAAAAAAAAAAGUUUGAGCGAGAAAAACAUAGAUGAUAAGGAUUUGUAUCGCACGAGAUACAGAUAUCGAUUCAGAGAAGAGAUAUAAAAAUAUUGAUAUUUACGCGCGAUGUGCAGCGACAAGUGCCCAGUUACGUCACGCAGAGUAAAAUUGCUGGAGGGAUGCCCGAAAUUUUUCCAACGGCGAGACGCAUAAUCGCGUAACUGCUUGCAAGAGUUGCUGGGUCUCGUGUCGCAGUCAACAUGUUUCUACCACCAAGAAAUUAUAAUAGUUAAAAGAACGAACUGUUCUGAGGGUCACUGCAGAGGAAGCACGCAGCUCCAAGAAGACAAGUCACUCGACGGACAAUAAUCUAAGAAACCGCCAUGGAAACGCACAGGAACGAAGACAUCAAACGAAUUCAGAAGUACAUGAUCGACAGGCUGGAAUCGGAAUCCAAGCGUUGCGACCGCGACGCCAUAUUCGGGCCAGGCUGGUGUCCAGAGAUUUGGGAUGGGAUACUAUGUUGGAACUCGACGGCACCUGGACAACUGGCCGUUCAGCAGUGCCCCUCUUACUUCGUGGGCUUCGACUCUCGUGCGUUCGCCUCGAGGCAAUGCAUGUCGAAUGGCCAGUGGUACUGGAACGCCGAGACCGACAGCACGUGGAGCAACUACAGCCAAUGCUACCCGGCGUCGAUGGUCACCGUCCUGAUGAACAUAACGGACAUGCAGGCGAACAACGCCACUCUCAUUAAGAAAUUCUUCCCGAUUGUGAAGACCAUCUCGAAACUCGGUUACUCGAUCUCGCUGUUCACCCUCAUCAUCGCGUUUUGCAUUUUGGCCACGAUCAAUUUGUCUCCCAUCGGACGUAGGAAAUUGCGAUGCCCGCGGAACAUAUUGCACAUGCACCUGUUCGUCUCGUUCGUGAUGCGUGCCUUCAUGGCGCUACUGAAGGACAUACUCUUCGUGUCCGGGAUCGGGCUGGCGGACGCCGUGAUCAAAGUUAACGAGGGCUACUGGCUGCUCGACGAGAAGGAGAGCAAUUGGCAGUGCAAGACGUUCACCAGCCUGUGGCAGUACUUUAUCCUCGCGAACUACUCCUGGAUUCUGAUGGAGGGUGUAUAUCUGCACAAUCUGGUCUUCCUCGCGCUCUUCACCGACUCCAGCUCCAGCAUCACGGGCUACAUCGUCUUCGGAUGGGGUUUGCCAGCCAUAUUUAUCUUACCCUGGGUAGUCACGAGGAUCAUAUUCCAGGAUACGUAUUGCUGGACGACCAACGAGAAACCUCUCUUGUUCCUCUUCAUACGGGUACCCACGAUGCUCUCUAUUUUGAUAAAUUUUGUGCUCUUCAUCAACAUCGUGAGGGUGCUGCUGGUGAAACUCAAGUCCACCAUGUCGGAAGAAACAGAAAGAUACAAGCGAUGGGCUAGAAGCACGUUAGUACUGGUGCCGCUCUUUGGAGUUCACUACGCGUUCUUUAUUGGGAUGUCGUACAGCAUCGGCGUAAACGAAACCGUGGAGGUCGUGUGGCUCUUCUGCGACCAGCUGUUCGCAUCUUUCCAGGGCUUCUUCGUGGCGGUGCUGUACUGCUUCCUGAACGGCGAGGUGCGGGCCGAGGUGUCGAGGACGCUCCGCGGCGUCAAGUGGUCGCGGCUACGCGGGAUCCGAUGGGGCUCGCGGCCGUCGACGCAUUCGGUCAGCACGUGCAGCUGCAGCAACGUCGCGAAACCCGGCAACGGGAGCCGCCGGCAGUCGAAGAGGUCCAGCUGGUGGAAGUCGCGCUGGAAGACGCCGCCCGUCUGCCUUUACCAGGACCGCGCUACUCGUCGGUCCACCCACUCGAUGGCGAGUACACAAGAUGUUAGAACGAGAGGAGGUAGUCUAGCGAGCAGCCGGGAUUACCUAGAGAUCGCCGGUAACGGCCAGCCGCCGCCGACGGCGACGCGGCCGGCGACGCAGGAUCAUCAAACCCAUCAUACAUCGCCCCUGUGCAGCAAGUACACGGAUCAAUCGCUGCUCUCCUUCUGCUCGAUGUCAGAUGCGUCGGGGCCGAAUGUCGACAGGAUCCGCGACCAGCAUCGAUGGAGUGACUCCGAGUGCUGUCACCUCGCAUACGAGUUGCACAAUCUACAGCCGCAUCGCGGACAUCCGUGAUAACGCCCGCAUUUCACGGCAGGAAGAAAAAAAAUGCAUGUCGCACUUGUCCUAUAAACGUUCCACGCGCGUUUAAACGAACGCGCAUACCGUCCUUCAAAAAGGAUGGGAAAAAA
This is a messenger RNA of Monomorium pharaonis (pharaoh ant), 2484 nucleotides long. RefSeq names its product secretin receptor. Bases 599 to 2368 code for a protein of 589 amino acids. Gene Ontology annotation, biological process: adenylate cyclase-modulating G protein-coupled receptor signaling pathway; cell surface receptor signaling pathway. Lineage: Eukaryota; Metazoa; Arthropoda; Insecta; Hymenoptera; Formicidae. The record is from RefSeq and is a predicted model, not a curated record. The transcript has 13 exons. Gene Ontology annotation, molecular function: peptide hormone binding; G protein-coupled peptide receptor activity. Gene Ontology annotation, cellular component: plasma membrane.